Messenger RNA from Carassius auratus (goldfish), 2682 nucleotides. RefSeq names its product inositol-tetrakisphosphate 1-kinase a (gene itpk1a). Gene Ontology annotation, cellular component: cytoplasm. Lineage: Eukaryota; Metazoa; Chordata; Actinopteri; Cypriniformes; Cyprinidae. Bases 376 to 1578 code for a protein of 400 amino acids. Gene Ontology annotation, biological process: inositol trisphosphate metabolic process. The record is from RefSeq and is a predicted model, not a curated record. Gene Ontology annotation, molecular function: ATP binding; inositol-3,4,5,6-tetrakisphosphate 1-kinase activity; magnesium ion binding. The transcript is spliced from 11 exons.
ACAAGUUUCGUUGCUGUCCAAAUGGCCAAUCAUCAUUACAUUGUUAAUCGACAGCACUGUCAAAUAAUGGACAGACCACUUGGAUAAAUAAGACUGGGGCUAGACAAGAGACACACACGCCGGUUUCACACUGUGAUGUGUCAUGAUGUGUUUGUUUUGUCGAUAUGUGUGUGUGUCAUAUAAAUAAUGUGACGAAGUUGUCAUAAAAUUGAACAGCUAUUUAGACACAGCGACACGCAUUCUGGAUGACACUAGCAAUCCUGGAUGGACUAUUGACGACAGUCUAAACUUGGAACUCGGACUUUACGAGACGUAAAAAAGAGAGACUCGGAACCGAUCAGAACGCAUCGAUUCAACACAUUGAUUCUGUCAGAGAUGCAGACGUUCGUGAAAGGAAAGCGAGUUGGAUACUGGCUCAGUGAAAAGAAGAUGAAAAAACUCAGUUUCCAGACCUUCGUGGACAUGUGCAGGAAACAAGGCAUAGAGAUGAUCCAGCUGGAUCUGAGCCAGCCAAUCGAGAAGCAGGGACCAUUUGAUGUCAUCAUCCACAAGCUGACUGACCACAUUGUUGAUGCUGACCAAAAUGUCACAGAGUCUCUGCUGCUUGUUCAGGGUGUUCAGGACUACAUAGGUGCACAUCCUGAAACGGUGAUUCUCGACCCUCUUCCGGCCAUUCGUACCCUGCUGGACCGCUGCAAGUCAUACAAGCUAAUUCAUAAACUUGAAGAAUGCAUGCAAGAUGACAGAAUCUGCUCACCUCCAUUCGUUGUCCUCAAGAGUGAGUGUGGCACUGAGACUCUGGAGCAGCUUCAGAAACAUGGAAUCACGUUUCCCUUCAUCUGCAAAACCCAAGUAGCUCAUGGCAUCAACUCCCAUGAGAUGGCCAUCAUCUUCAGUGAGGAAGAUCUGAAGGACAUCAAGCCCCCAUGUGUCAUCCAGAGCUUCAUCAACCAUAAUGCAGUGCUGUAUAAGGUGUUUGUUGUAGGAGAGGCCUACAAUGUGGUUCAGCGGCCCUCCAUUCGAAAUUUCCCAUCUGGACCCACAGACAGGAGAGCAAUAUCCUUCAACAGUCAUCAUGUGUCCAAACCAGAGUCCUCUUCUGACCUGACCUGCAGGGACAACAUGGAGGGCCAGUACGGGGAACCCAACAAAGAAGUCAUUCAGAAAAUUUCCAGAAGGUUACGACAGGCCCUUGGCAUUUCUCUGUUUGGGAUUGAUAUCAUCAUCAACAACCAGACCGGCCAGCACGCCGUCAUCGACAUCAAUGCUUUCCCAGGUUACGAGGGAGUCCCCAAGUUUUUUGAUGACCUGUUGAGUCACAUCACCAGCGUCCUGCAAGGUCAGGUGUCUAAUGGAGCAGCAUGUGGUCAUCUGAGAUUGAACGGGAUAGCUCAGAGCCCAUCUGUGGCCUGCGGGGUACACUGUGGCAUGCUGGGAAAUGAAAGCAGUUGGUUGAUGGACAGUGAGGGGAUAAAGAAGGGUCCCCAUCAGGGUCUGAGCUGCGGUGGUGCUUGCAUGGCUCCAAACUUUCACCAGCAUGGCAGGUCGAGUUUAGCAGCGGAGACAUCCUCGCAGUGACGCCGCGAGCCAAUGCUGUCGGAUAUUUCUUUACUGUUCACAAACCCAAUGAACCCUCGCCAAAGAGUAGGUGUAUAGAAGAUUCCUUUGUGCCAAAUGUGAAUUGUGCAGGAAAUGAUUGAAUGUUUCUUCUCAUUUAUUUAAUUUCAUGUUUGCAAUGGUCGACCUGAUCUUGGAGAUGUAUAUGAUUUAGAUUUUUUUUAUGAAUGUUGCACUGAACUUGAUUUGCAGAAAAAGGGCUUUGUGGAGAAACUACACAUUUUAUUGAUGUUAAUAUAUUAAUGAAAUACUUGAAGGGACAAUUGGUGUCAUGAUUUGGGUCGAAGACAUUGCACUAUUUAAAUAAGUGUCUUAUUAACCUUCUCUUCUUGCAUGAAUCAUAAAUUCUGGCCAAAUAAGAGAGUUUGAGGACCUUUAGUGCUGUCUGAAGCAAUCUGCUGGUAAUUAAUCUCUUAAAACAUGGCAACAGCAGCUCUGCUUUUUUAUUAUUAUUAUUAUUAUUGUUAUUUGUUUUUUUUUGAAGAGUCAGAUUUUUUUUAAAAGUUUAAUCAUUUCAUAUCUGAGGGGCCUGUAAAAACCUUCCACACUGGCAGGUGCUGUGAGAUUGUAUAGGGGUAAUGCAUUGAUUGCAAACAGAAAAUUAACAGACUUCACCAAAAAAGUUACCCCAAAAAAAGUAAUUCAGUCAUCAUGAUUCUCUUUCUUCGUUAGAACACAAAAGAAGAUAUUUUCAGAAAUGUUCCAACUGAUUUUGUUGACAAUGAAAGUCCCUGGGGUUAAAACAACACUGAACCCUUCCCUGAGCACUUUCAUUUUAUUUACAAACUAAAUUCAUACAGGUUUUGAAUGACAUGAGGGUGAGUAAAUGAUGACAGAAUUAGCAUUUUAGGGUGAACUUUUCCUGAAAUAUGAUUGACAAAUGUAUUGAGUUUGCUAUUUUGACAAUGUAUUAGUUUGUUAGUCUGUUUUAUCUCCAACACAUUAUACUUGUACAUGAUGUAUAGUUUGUAAAUAUGGUAAUUUUUUUCUUUUGUGACACAAAAUAAGCCUCUAAAAUAAAAUAAUAGAAGAAUGAAGGACAAUAAAAUCAAACUUUAACACAGA